GUCAAAGUAAAUAAACUCCAAUACGAGCAUAAAACCAAAACAAAAUGCCAAGAGAAAAAGUCUCGAAUUCGAAAUCACACCGAGAUUUCUUGUGAAAGACUCAGAGAGAUUCUUAGAAAUUUAGUGGGACAAAAAAAGGCCUAAUCAAGAUUUUGCACAGAGUGAUCUCAUAGGCAAGAUACUAGCGCAUCGAAGAUGGCUUCUGAUGAUGCACGCAGUUUUUCUAAUCCACCAUCAUCAUUCUGGGAUGAUUAUGCAAAGGAAAGACAUCAGAUGAGCAAGAUCAUGCUCGCUUCAAUAAUUUCCAUAUUCGUGAUCUUCUUCCUAGUUUCAGUGAUUCGCAUAUACGCAAGAUGUGUUCUGCUGCAACAGCCGACGAUCACAGCAGCCGCCGGUCAACAGCCUAAUGAGUUACCCAAUACAGGGCUUGAUCCAUCCAUCGUUGCUUCAUUACCGAAAUUCAUCAUCAACAAACGUGACAGGGAUGCCAUAGAUUUAGAAACAGGGGCAAAAACAGAGUGCUCUGUUUGCCUAAGCUCGUUUGAAACUGGUGAAAUUGCUCGGGGAUUACCAAAUUGUGGGCAUACCUUUCACGCUGAAUGCAUUGACGAAUGGCUUACUUCACAUUCAACUUGCCCAAUUUGUCGAACUGAAGCUAAACCCAGAUUGGGAUUAAUAUCAAUGCAACCCGAACCGAGAGAAGGUGUAAAUAUUGGUGUUUCUCGUGAUCUUGAAAGGCAGUAAACCUUUUGUAGUCUAGUUGUUCUUUGUUAUGCUGUAUCAAAUAUUGCAUGUGUCCCAAAAUUAUUGUCCAAUUUAGAUUUUUCUUGUACUUCAAUUUGUACUAAAGGUGAAAAUUCAAACUGGACAGUAAUUUUAGAACAGAAGGAGUAGGCUUAUUUUUUCCUCUUCAAUUUGUAAAGAUCCAUAAACAUAACAAAAUCUAGUAUUGUACCAUUUGUCCCGUAAAAAUAGUGAAUAUUGUAAAUUGUUAAUUGUGCUAAAAAAAGAAAUCAAGAUUUACCAUUUAUAAUGUAGGCUAUU
Molecule: messenger RNA, 1044 nt
Organism: Oldenlandia corymbosa var. corymbosa
Lineage: Eukaryota; Viridiplantae; Streptophyta; Magnoliopsida; Gentianales; Rubiaceae
Source: the annotation of a GenBank genome assembly